Messenger RNA from Plodia interpunctella (Indianmeal moth), 1623 nucleotides. RefSeq lists its product as uncharacterized. Gene Ontology annotation, biological process: positive regulation of autophagy of mitochondrion. The record is from RefSeq and is a predicted model, not a curated record. NCBI's taxonomy places the organism in Eukaryota, Metazoa, Arthropoda, Insecta, Lepidoptera, Pyralidae. Gene Ontology annotation, molecular function: protein kinase binding. The coding region runs from base 440 to 1282 and encodes 280 amino acids. The transcript has a single exon.
ACAUUUGAUUAUUUGCACACGUUUAAUUGCCGGUUUCUAUCAAAUAAUUCUAUUAAUAAUAUUUUAGAAAGAUUUGCUUGGAAAUAAUAUUAGAGAAUUAUAAGGUGUAUUAAUUUGACAAAAACCACCGAAAUAUAUCAGAAACUGAAAGGAUUUCUUUGCAUUGUUUGGAUAGAGGCUACGUAUUUUUUAUUAAUAUUGAAUUUAUUUUCAAGUUUCAUAUGGUUAUCAAAAAUAUACAAUUUCUUUUGCAAUAAAUAAUCUUACUUAAAAAUAUUUUUUUUUUUAUGAAAAUGAAAGAAAACUUUUUGCAAAAAUCUCGAUAAAACUUUUUACGAAAUAAUUUUUGGUAAACUGUCACGUCGACUGUUUAUAAUGUGAAAAACGAAAACAUACAACGAGUGUGUGCUAAGAAAAAAAUUAACCAAAAAAAAUUGUAAUGGAGCCAAGGGAAUUGCAUAUCAAAUUCGCUGGCAUGUCAGCAAACGUAGAAAUUGUACCACAUUUGAAUCAGACACUGAAACGAUUGGUUGAAUCAAUAGUAAAACCAACUCGUCUACGACAAGACCUAAUGGUUACCAUUUUACUUUUUAUUAUGAAAGAGAACGGUUUCGUUCAGCUAAAGGACGUUUGUAAAGACGCAAUAACUAUCGAAGACUACAUUUUAUCGAAAAAAGAGAAAGACAUAACAAAAUACGAAACAGUAUUUCUAUUAAGAAACUUUCCGAAUACUCCAAUGAAAAUGAUCGUGUCUCUAUUGAAAGAUACGAUUUUGAUUAAUGCAACUAUUCCUGAAAUGCGCAAAGAAACUUACUCGCUCUGUCUGAUGCCCGAAAGGUAUAUAAUAAAUUCAGGGUUGGGCAUUCCUGCGACCCUAGCGAACGUGAACGAACUAUUUGUAUCAUUUAAAGAUAAAAUUGUAACUCCAGUUAAGAGCAGCAUAUUGAAUUGCCACCGACACCCUAGUGGUAAUCUCUCAGGGUUGCCAGAAGAUGUGAUACUGCUGAUUAUAUUGAAGCUGUCACUGAGAGAUGUGUUGAACCUGAGUGAAUCAUGCAAACGGAUGUAUCAAAUCGUAAAUGAGGAUAGAGUUUGGUAUCAUCUUUACGUGCGGGAUUUUGCUGAACAUAAAAAUGAGGGGAGUUGGCACGACAUGUACAAGGAAGCCUAUAUAACACGUUCGACGGUUAGAUCCCGGAGUAAUGAUGGUUUAAGGUUGUCAGUAUCGACUGAACAUGUGGCAAGAUGCGUAUCAGACUCGAGGUGGGAAGUCAUUCUGUAAAUCAAAUGUUGGAAAUUCCAGUAAUGUAGAUUGCAUCUAAGUUGCAAUGUCACUGUUGCAUAUUAAGUUAAAUUAAAUUUAUAUUACUAUUACUAUCUUCUUUAUUUGUUCUAUAAGUAUUUAGCUGUUUUUUCAUAGGAUUUAUUAAUUUGAAUAUUUAUUAAAUAGCAGCGCGAGGAAUAUCAAAAUAAAACCUUUGUGAAACUCUGCGUAUUUCGUUAUGUUUACAAGAACAAAACAAGCAGUAUCUAUUACUAUAUUAUAUAAUGCCAGCUCCACACUACGGACCAGUUUGCAAACUUAUCGGGUUCGGUGUACAUUACUCGUUUUUCACUAUUGUA